AUGAUCACAGGCAUACGUGACUGUUCCUGGUUUAUUCAUGCUUUGGUGAAGAUUCAUGGCAACCAUAGCUACCGGGCAAGGCCUGCUCAUGCUAUCCGACCUCGGUGUAGCUGUUGUUAUAAGGACGGAGGUCAAUUGGCGCAGCGAUAUUCCUCGUGUGACGGCUUUGGGAGAAAACUUCUUUUACCAGGACGUGGUUACUGA
Messenger RNA from Lathyrus sativus (Indian pea), 204 nucleotides. The record is from the annotation of a GenBank genome assembly. NCBI's taxonomy places the organism in Eukaryota, Viridiplantae, Streptophyta, Magnoliopsida, Fabales, Fabaceae.